AUGGGCCUCCUGCAGGACAUGACGCAGAGGCUGCCAACGACAAAAGAGAGCCUGGACAGAUUCGACGACCUCUCGCGCCGUGCUGAAAAGACGACUCCUCGAUUGUCCUUCUUCCGCCGCCGGGUACGACUGAAGGGAUCUUCGUCCGUUUCCAUUCCACUGGGCCUGGUGCUCCUCUUUCCAUGUCUUGUAAUAAUCAUAAUCAUAAUUCUUUUUGUGAGGUCGCCAGACUCUCAGGGUAUUAUGAACAUGCCUGCGGGCACCCCGCCGUCAAUAAGAAAGAUCAGCGAAAAAUAUGACAAGCCCUUCGCUGUAGGCUGUCUCGAGCCCCAGGUCAACGGACCCCGAGCAAACGCUGCCUUCGUAGUGCUAGCAAGAAACAAGGAGCUAGACGGCGUCAUACAGUCGAUCAAAUCCAUCGAGAGACAUUUCAAUCGGUGGUUCCACUACCCAUACGUCUUCCUCAAUGACGGCGACUUCAACGAGACAUUCAGGGAGGUGGUCUUGAAGCACGUUAGUGCUCCGGUCGAGUGGGGCAAGAUAACGCCAGAGCAGUGGGGCUUCCCAGACUGGGUCGACCCUGAUGUUGCUAAGGAGGGCAUCGCAAAGCAGGGAGACAAUGCCAUCAUGUACGGUGGUAUGGAGAGCUACCAUCACAUGUGUCGGUUCUACUCAGGUAAAUUCUACCAGCACGAAUUACUUGCCAAAUACGACUGGUACUGGCGUCUCGAACCGGAGAUUAAGUACUUCUGCGAUAUCACAUACGACCCUUUCAUCCACAUGAUUCGGAACAAGAAGACGUACGGCUUUACAAUUGCUGUGAAAGAGUUGAGGGAGACGGUGCCCAACAUCUGGAGAUAUGCAUCGGCAUAUAAACGAAACAACAACCUUACUUCCAAGGGCAUGUGGGAAAUGUUCGUCGAGAAGCCUAAACCUGAGGACGAGAAUGCACAAAAGAAUGAGCCCAAACCGAAGAAGAACUUCUUCCCACAAGACAUUAUGGACUCGGAAUUCGGCUCAGACGCGUUGCCUGAGAUCCACCCCGAAAACAUGGAGGGCGAAUCGUACAACAUGUGCCAUUUCUGGAGCAACUUUGAGAUUGCCAACCUGAACUGGUUCCGUAGCCAGGAGUACAACGAUUUCUUCGAAUUGAUGGAUCGCAGCGGUGGUUUCUGGAUGGAGAGAUGGGGAGACGCGCCCAUCCACUCGUUAGCUGUGGGAGCACUGCUUGGCCCCGAAGACAUUCACUACUUCCGCGACUUUGGGUACCGGCACACUACUAUUCAGCAUUGUCCGGCCAAUGCCCCUGCACGACAGCUGCCUAGAGACCCCUACCUGGAGCUGACGACCGAGAACGAGAAAGAGCGAAUUGAGGAAGACAAGUAUUGGGCGACGCCAGACCCUGUCAAAGAAAACGGCGUCGGGUGCCGUUGUAAGUGUGACACGGAUAUCGUCGAGGUGGAAGGCAAAGAAGGGUCUUGCUUCCCUGAGUGGGUCGAGGUGGCGGGCGGUUGGGCUUCGCCCUAG
Molecule: messenger RNA, 1527 nt
Organism: Bipolaris zeicola 26-R-13
Lineage: Eukaryota; Fungi; Ascomycota; Dothideomycetes; Pleosporales; Pleosporaceae
Product: glycosyltransferase family 15 protein
Exons: 3
Coding region: 1-1527 (508 amino acids)
Biological process (GO): protein N-linked glycosylation; cell wall mannoprotein biosynthetic process
Cellular component (GO): Golgi apparatus; membrane
Molecular function (GO): alpha-1,2-mannosyltransferase activity
Source: RefSeq, a predicted model, not a curated record